This is a messenger RNA of Beta vulgaris subsp. vulgaris (sugar beet), 600 nucleotides long. RefSeq lists its product as uncharacterized. The record is from RefSeq and is a predicted model, not a curated record. The coding region runs from base 1 to 600 and encodes 199 amino acids. The transcript has a single exon. Lineage: Eukaryota; Viridiplantae; Streptophyta; Magnoliopsida; Caryophyllales; Amaranthaceae.
AUGCCUCCACGACAACAGUUAGCCGCUAGAAAGGAAGCUGCGCGUCGUCGUCGCGUAAGCCUGGAAAAUGCUUUCAUCUCUUUGGCUAAUAGAGCUGUUUCUUCGGGUAGUGGGCAGUCUGCUUUCGACCGGUUUGACCGUCACAGGCCCCCUACUUAUGAUGGUGUUGCUGAUCCUGUGGCUCUGGAAAAUUGGUUAAGGGAGAUGGAGAAGCUCUUCACGGCAACAAACUGCUCUAUUACCGAAAUGGUACCGAUUGGGACGUACUAUCUAAAGAAAGAGGUAGAUAAUUGGUGGGGAACAGUGAAGGAUGUGUGUAUGGCUACAGCUGGUUUUGGGUGGACCCAGUUCUCCGCCAAGCUGAAAGAGAGAUUCUACCCUGAUGAGUUGCGCUGGCAAAAGCAGGAAGAAUUUCUAUCUCUGACUCAAGGGAGUAUGGACAUCCAGAAGUACACCGACCGCUUCACGGAGCUGUCUAAAUUUGCUGGUACUGUCAUUCCCACCGAAGCUGAGAGGGUUAAGAGAUAUAUAAAGAAGAUGAAUCCGAGGGUAAGGACCCUGGUGCUGUGUUCGGGGUUACUACUUUCAAGCUGCUUAUGA